Molecule: messenger RNA, 2417 nt
Organism: Choloepus didactylus (southern two-toed sloth)
Lineage: Eukaryota; Metazoa; Chordata; Mammalia; Pilosa; Megalonychidae
Gene: FKBP3
Product: FKBP prolyl isomerase 3
Exons: 7
Coding region: 1533-2123 (196 amino acids)
Molecular function (GO): peptidyl-prolyl cis-trans isomerase activity
Source: RefSeq, a predicted model, not a curated record
AACCGGGCUGGUGCGGCUAAGGGACGCCUCACCCCCCCGGACAUGCCCGUACUUUCCGUCUUCCUUGGUGCCCACGCCCUCGUCCUCGGGCGGCCUGUGGUCGGGAAGGCCCGAGCUUACCCGCGUGCCCUCCGGCUGCUCCCACAUAGGCGGGGGAAGCAGCUAUACCUCCUGGGUCGCUCAGGCUGUAGUCUGGAUUGUUAGGACCUAAUUGGGACCCCCGAGAAGGGUGGAGGCCAUGAUAAAAGGAACCGGGGAAAUAUUUAGGGGCUGAGGUUGGGGAUAGGAGACGGAGGACAGAGGACUUGGAUAAGACUCCUGGAGCGGAGGCGGACAAUUAGGAAAGUGGGAAAGGAUGUGAAAAUUUUUGUGGGAACUGCGUGCGAUUUGUUUUUCUCCAAUUUACUAAAUACUGAGCACUUAAUGUGUUUUUAAAAAUCCGUAGGUUGCGGUUUAAGUUUUUUUUAUGUCGACCCUUUAACCUUUCACCUUUAUACUUAGGGAAUUACGUGCAUUUUUCUUGUGCAGUGGUCUCCCGUUGUUACAAACAAAUUUAUUUGGCAUUUUUUUAUACUGUAUGGCCUGCAUUUUUCAGCAGUCUCCAUCUUAACUACUCUUCUUUAGUCACAAGAUAUUUUUGUCAGACCUAACUUUUUUCCUUCGGAAAUUAAAAUCAUACAUAUUUCUUUUGAAUUGCUGAACUUGUGUACAUUUUGUUUCAAGGUACUCAACAGCGGCGUCCUUCACUCACCGGAUAUAAACGCAGCAGCCUGCAUGUGGUUUCUCUAAAAUUUAUUUACGUUUCUGAACUUGCAUUUAGAAAAAUUGUUUCUGGGUUCUUUUGGGGGAAUUGUGUUUUAUUUUCAUCUGUGAGGGUCUUAAGCAGGAGAUAUAAGAGCUCCCUAACUUAAUCGUGAAUAAUUAUCCUGAAUAAUUCAUCUUAAAUGAAUUCAGCAAAUACACAUUUACUAUGGCAAGAACUAUGCACAGUAUUUAGGGAUAGAAAGAUGAGACUGCCUCCAGAAUCUUAGGCAACUUAAUGGAAUUAUUUGCCCUUAAGCCAAUUCCUGUGUCAGCUGGAACAAUACAAUAGAGUAGGCAUAUCAUUUCUUUACUAACAUUUAACACCUUAAUACUGUACUUCAAAUUCUUAUAAAACAAAUUAUCCCUAAGUGGCAUCUAAGAUAAAGUUGGACGAUGUGGGACAAUUUCAAGAGACUUACAUUAUCAAAAUAUUUUUAAAACAUAAUCUUUUAAAAGCAUAUUCAGUGUUCAGUUACUUGAAUAUAUAUUUGACAAACAUUUUAUUGAUGAUGAGCUGUUAAAGGGUUGUUUAUAUUUUGGAUAUUUUUCUGGAACCUUGCUAAGGAAAUCACAAGAAAGCUAAAGCAACUGAUUACUUCUGUUUAAUCAACUUUAUCUCCUUUCUCAGCCUUUAUUAUUUAAAACACUUCUCUUAGUGAGUGAAAAAACAGAGGGAAAAAAUGUAAAGUGAUAGUGUUAGAAAAAAAGCUUUAUCAGAAGCUUAGAAGAUGCCGAAGGACAAGUUUGAGAAGUUUCUUGCAGAACAUAAAUUAUUAGGAAACAUUAAAAAUGUGGCCAAAACUGCUAACAAGGACCAUUUGGUUACAGCCUAUAACCACCUUUUUGAAAGUAAGCGUUUCAAAGGUACUGAAAGUAUAAGUAAAGUGUCAGAGCAGGUGAAAAAUGUGAAGCUUAAUGAAGACAAACCCAAAGAAACGAAGUCUGAAGAGACCCUGGAUGAGGGUCCACCUAAAUACACAAAAUCUGUUCUUAAAAAGGGAGAUAAAACCAACUUUCCCAAAAAGGGAGAUGUUGUUCACUGCUGGUACACAGGAACACUACAGGAUGGGACUGUUUUUGAUACUAAUAUUCAAGCGAGUUCAAAGAAGAAGAAAAAUGCCAAGCCCUUAAGUUUUAAGGUUGGAGUAGGCAAAGUUAUCAGAGGAUGGGAUGAAGCACUCUUGACUAUGAGUAAAGGAGAAAAGGCUCGACUGGAGAUUGAACCAGAAUGGGCUUAUGGAAAGAAAGGACAGCCUGAUGCCAAAAUUCCACCAAAUGCAAAACUCAUUUUUGAAGUGGAAUUAGUGGAUAUUGAUUGAAAUAUCAGUGCUUCAAAUCUAAAGACAUCAGCAACAAUAAAAUUUCACCAUGAAGAAAUUUAUGUAACUAAUUUAGAGCUGGUUGCUAUUGUGUGUAAGGGAAGAGUCAACUGGAAAACUCAAGGAGUUAAGUUAAACUUGUUUACUUGGUCCCCAACUUUGGAGGAAUGUAUUCCCUUAUGAAUCCCUAAAGUCUAAAAUAUUUUACUAUACUGUAUAAAAUACCGGUUUAAGAGAACUGAUUUUCCUUUUACCUCAUAUUGUAAAUUAAAAGGCUCAAUACAGAUAAUCCAA